GUCGCAUUAACCAUGCUCAUCGUGAUAGCCAUGCUCUACUGUGUGCUCUUGGCCGCUUCAGCCCCCGAAGUCCAACUGGGCAAGACCAAGCUCGUUGGAAGAGAUCUUACAGGGCUACAGCGAUGCUCAAGGCUAAGACAUUGGCCAGGGAUUCCAUUCGCUGAACCUCCGGUUGGCGCCUUGCGCUUAGAGCGCCCCGUAUUGAAAACGGACAUUGAUACCGAUGAAUUCGACGCCCAAAAUUUUGGACUAGCCUGUUUACAGGAGGGCCUUGAAACCGAUGCGAUGUCGGAGGAUUGUUUGACUAUCAACGUAUUUCGUCCGACAGGGGUGUCUUCUGAGGACUCAUUGCCCGUGAUGUUCUGGACCUAUGGUGGCGGUUUCUUUGAAGGCGCGUCGUCGUCGUUCAAUGGAAGUAAUCUCGUUGCACAGAGCGUUACUAGAGGUACUCCUGUCGUCUAUGUGAACUACAAUUAUCGGUUAGGGCCAUUAGGUUUCCCUCAAGGACAGGAGGCUGCCGACCGAGGACAGCUCAACCUCGGAGUCAGAGAUCAACUAGCUGCCCUGGAAUGGGUUCAAGAGAAUAUUGGUUUGUUCGGUGGCGACAAAACCAAGGUGACAAUUUUCGGAGAAAGUGCUGGAGCCAUGUUGACAAAUCUCCUUUUUCUCAACUCCUUGAUCUCUAACUUAGCUCGGGCUGCGAUCUUCGAGUCUGGCGCUUCGUCCUCGCCCGUAACUUAUAAUGCAUCCACACGAGAAUCUUCCUGGCGGAACUUUGUAGCAGGGACACCAGGCUGCGAGUCUAUCGCUGGUACGCAGAAUACUUUUGACUGCCUGCAGGCGGCGAAUUCGUCUGCUAUAUAUCAAGGACUUGUGGAGGCCUUUGCGUUGGCCAUCGAAGGAUUUCCUUUUGAUCCUGCAUUGGACGGUCCCUUCGGUCUUUUACCCGAUCUGCCGUCACGUCUUUGGGCAAAGGGCGAGUUUGCCACGCUUCCCUUCAUAUCAGGCACGAACCUAGAUGAAGGAACGCUCUUCUUGCCGACAAAUCGCAGCUACACCGAUGAGGACAUCAAAGAUUACAUGACAGCCACCUACUCACCUUACCCACCUUACCUCUCUGAUGAUAUCCUGGACCGACUUCUCGAACUGUACCCUGACGACCCAUCCUUGGGCUCGCCGUAUGGCACCGGAAAUGAAACUUUUGGAUUGCCUUCAGGCUUCAAGAGAGUGGCUGCGAUGAGCGGGGACUUGACCUUUGACGCUCAGCGCCGCACAUGGACACAGACCGCUGCACAAGCAGGCGUGAAAGCUUACGGAUACCAAUUCACGCAGAAUGUCUCGUCGAACGCGGCUUACUUGGGAGUUCCUCAUGCGUCGGAACUAGACUUUAUCUAUGGACAAUUGAACUCCUCCACGGAGCCCGCUUCGUCGAUCUUGUUGGGCGAAAUGAUGGUCGACUAUUGGGUUUCAUUUGCUACGAGCUUGGAUCUCAACGAUGGCUUGGGAAUAUCUCGUCCCAACUGGCCACAGUACACACCGGACAACGAGGUGCUCUUACAAUUGCAUGGUGGUAAUACGACCGUCAUUCCGGAUAAUUAUCGGAAGGAACAAAUUGAGUUCCUAAGAGAUAACGCUGUCGCUUUUCGCCGGUAAGCCAGUGUCUCUAUACGAUCUCUGUAUCUUUUCGUUCAAAUCCAAGCGUAUAUCUUCUUGGCUUUAUUGCUGAGUGGUGUUGACUAAGAAAGAGAAUCACAUGAACAUUUUUGGACUCUCUCCGCGAGUGCCCGCUGAAGACAGAUAUAAGAGUUGUUGAAGGGACACGAGACUUCUCCGAAGGUAUACUCGAUCAUCACACGGACGCUGAUGCACCCAAGAUUCGAGACGUGAUUCGGUGUUGACGCCAAACAUGGACUUGAUAUAGGAAAGGGUGGUCACGACGUCGGUUUGGGAAGAAGCACCGAUGUACGGG
Messenger RNA from Guyanagaster necrorhizus, 1969 nucleotides. Its product is annotated as esterase 1. Lineage: Eukaryota; Fungi; Basidiomycota; Agaricomycetes; Agaricales; Physalacriaceae. The record is from RefSeq and is a predicted model, not a curated record. The transcript has 12 exons. Bases 13 to 1653 code for a protein of 546 amino acids.